CUAUCCAAAGAUGAUGAAUGUGUACAGAAAAUUUCUGCUUUUUAAAAAAAUUCCAACUUUGUUUUUGUCAUUCUGCUGUUCCUCCCUCCAAAUGAGAAAGUAGAGGGGAGAAAAUUGGGAGAUAUUUGUAUUUUGUAUAUCGCUUGGAAAACUUUUCAGUUCUGUUCUUCUCUCUCUCAAAUGUAUUGAAUAGGAAAAAAUAGAUGGGAUGGGGAAAUGACAAGUUGGGAAAGUUUUGGGUUUUGCACCAUUAAUACGAUAUAAUUACCGAUGCCACAAGAAUUCCUCCAAUCAAUGCAAACCCAUCUCAUAAAAAUACGUUUCUGUGUCAGAAUCACAAAACGAGACGCUUCUGCAGAAAAAUAGAGGAAGUCCAUAGCCAUGGCACCCGCCGGCUCCUCCAAUGGCGACGAGGAGUCCAUUGUCACUUCCCUGCUCGCUCCUCAGAAGCCACUUGCUAAUUCUUCCUCACAGGUCGCCAUUGUUGGUGCUAAUGUCUGCCCCAUUGAGAGCCUUGAUUACGAGAUUUUUGAUAACGAGUUCUUUAUGCAAGAUUGGAGAAGUCGCGGGGAUUUCCAGAUAUUUCAAUACUUGGUUGUGAAGUGGCUGUCAUGCUUCUUGAUUGGUCUAAUUAUGGGACUUGUUGGUUUUUUCAACAACCUGGCGGUGGAGAAUAUUGCAGGGAAGAAGUUUGUGGUCACUUCAAAUAUGAUGCUUGAGGGGAGGUAUUGGACGGCUUUUCUUGUUUUCUCUUUUUCCAAUUUAGUUCUCACCCUGUUCGCAUCUGUCAUUACGGCAUUCAUCUGCCCCCAAGCAGCCGGCUCAGGUAUACCAGAAGUAAAGGCUUAUUUGAACGGCGUGGACGCCCCUGGGAUAUUAUCGCCCCGGACGCUGUUGGUGAAGAUUAUUGGCAGCAUUUCUAUUGUGUCGUCAUCUUUGAUCGUUGGAAAAGCUGGACCUAUGGUACACACAGGGGCAUGUGUUGCAUCCUUGGUAGGUCAGGGUGGUUUCAAAGUAUUUGGUUUAACAUGGAGAUGGCUACACCAUCUCAAGAAUGAUCGAGAUCGGCGGGAUCUUGUAACAUGUGGAGCUGCUGCUGGAAUAGCUGCUGCUUUUCGUGCUCCUGUUGGUGGUGUGCUGUUUGCUUUUGAAGAGAUGGCAUCUUGGUGGAGAAGUGCCCUUCUGUGGCGAUCGUUUUUCACAACGGCUAUAGUCGCUGUGAUAUUACGUACUCUGAUUGAUUUUUGUUUGAAUGGCUUAUGUGGAUUAUUUGGUAAAGGGGGGCUUAUAAUAUUUGAUACCUACUCAGACUUUCCUGCAUAUCACCUUGGUGAUCUACCUCCUGUGCUUGCCCUUGCUUUUCUUGGGGGCAUACUUGGAAGCUUAUAUAAUUUUCUUUUGAACAAAGUUCUUCGAGUUUACAAUCUCAUACACGAGAGAGGCAUUGUUUACAAAAUUCUUUUGGCUUGCUCUGUCUCAAUUUUCACAUCCUGUCUUCUCUUUGGAUUACCGUGGUCCGCAUCAUGCCAACCGUGCCCAUCGAGUGCUCGAGAAAUUUGUCCUACGAUAGGCCGAUCUGGAAACUUCAAGAAGUUUCAGUGUUCUCCCAGUCACUACAAUGAUCUUGCAAGUCUCAUAUUCAACACCAAUGAUGAUGCCAUAAAAAAUCUCUUUAGCAAAGACACAGACUCUGAGUUUCAAUUCUCAUCAAUGCUCACAUUUUUCAUUACCUGCUUUUCCUUGAGCAUUCUCAGUUAUGGAAUAGUUGCUCCUGCUGGUCUUUUUGUCCCUGUUAUUGUGACUGGAGCUUCUUAUGGACGUUUCGUUGGAAUGGUUGUCGGCCGAUACACAAACCUCAGUCAUGGCUUCUUCGCCAUCUUGGGUGCCGCUUCAUUUCUCGGGGGGUCGAUGAGGACAACAGUUUCUCUCUGUGUUAUUAUGCUUGAAUUGACCAAUAAUUUGUUGUUGCUGCCUUUGGUAAUGCUGGUUCUCCUUGUUUCCAAGACUGUAGCUGAUGCUUUCAACAGUAAUAUAUAUAACUCGAUCAUGAAAGCAAAAGGAUUUCCUUAUCUAGAAGGCCAUGUUGAGCCAUACAUGAGGCAGUUGACUGUCGCCGAUGUGUUAACGAGUCCACUACAACUAUUACAUGGCAUUGAGAAGGUUCGUAAUGUGGUAAGUGUUCUCAAAUGGACGAGCCAUCACGGAUUCCCUGUCAUUGACGAGCCUCCUUUCUCUGAAUUCCCUAUUUUAUAUGGCCUAAUUCUUAGAGCUCAUCUUAUUAUGUUGUUAAAGAAGAAAGCUUUCUUUUCUGCUCCUGCACCAGCACAAGAACGCGAUGAUGCCUUUAAGCUAUUCUCAGUUGACGAUUUUGCAAAGAUGGAUUCGGGUGACGUUGCUAGGAUAGAAGAUGUACAAUUGACUGAUGAGGAGAUGGAGAUGUUCAUUGAUCUACAUCCCUUCACCAACACUUCACCUUGUACCGUUCUAGAGACAAUGUCAUUAGCAAAGGCUCUUGAAAUUUUUCGGGAAACUGGUUUAAGACAUAUGCUAGUGAUACCUAAGAUCCCCGGAAGAUCACCCGUGGUUGGCGUAUUGACUCGGCACGACUUCAUGCCAGAUUACAUUCUAAGUCUGCAUCCAUUGUUGGAGAAGAGCAGAUGGAAAAGGUUGAGAAUCAAAUUCUGCCUGAAGAGAAAAUUCUUCUAGCGCAGCAGAAUCGGAAAUAGCUCUAACUCAGGAAAUGCUCUAACACAAGGAUUGAUGCUUGGCUCGAAAAAGCAAGUGAUGAACAACCACUAGCUUAGAAACGAUCAGAACAUCUAAUCAUAUGUUUGGAGCUAACCUGAACAGAGUUAAUCAGGCAUAUAUUCUCGAUAAAAAUAUCCAAAGUUUGAAUUUCCACCGUAGAUAUUCGAACUCAAAAAAAUAAAAUAUUCUUUAUUUUUGACAUGA
Momordica charantia (bitter melon) is the source of this 2952-nucleotide messenger RNA. RefSeq names its product Voltage-gated chloride channel family protein. Gene Ontology annotation, biological process: transmembrane transport; chloride transport. The record is from RefSeq and is a predicted model, not a curated record. Gene Ontology annotation, molecular function: voltage-gated chloride channel activity. Gene Ontology annotation, cellular component: intracellular membrane-bounded organelle; plant-type vacuole membrane. Lineage: Eukaryota; Viridiplantae; Streptophyta; Magnoliopsida; Cucurbitales; Cucurbitaceae.